Vicia villosa (hairy vetch) is the source of this 895-nucleotide messenger RNA. RefSeq names its product PRA1 family protein F3-like. Bases 127 to 681 code for a protein of 184 amino acids. NCBI's taxonomy places the organism in Eukaryota, Viridiplantae, Streptophyta, Magnoliopsida, Fabales, Fabaceae. The record is from RefSeq and is a predicted model, not a curated record. Gene Ontology annotation, biological process: vesicle-mediated transport. Gene Ontology annotation, cellular component: endoplasmic reticulum; Golgi apparatus. The transcript has a single exon.
UAAAUCCCCAAAAAUGCCGUCUUAUAAUAGAACUAAUUCUAAUCAUUCAAUUCAAUACAAACAGUCCCUUCAGAAAAUCGUCUUCUUCACACCAAACCCCAACACACACACUCGCACUUCACAACGAUGACCACUUACGGCACAAUCCCAACCUCAUCAUCACCACCAGCGAACCUCGAGUACAUCACACGCGCCAAAGAACGCAUCAAAGCCGGUCUCGGAACUCGCCGUCCAUGGAGACUCAUGUUCAAUUUCCGAUCAUUCAACCUCCCUUCCGGUUUCCCCGACGCCGUCUCGCGCGUGAAAUCAAACAUCGGCUUCUUCCAGAUGAACUACGCUAUACUGAUUCUCGUUAUUCUCUUCCUCAGUCUCCUAUGGCAUCCAAUCUCGCUUCUCGUCUGGGUCGCUCUCAUGGCGGCAUGGCUCUUCCUCUACUUCCUCCGUGACGAACCGAUUGUUCUCUUCGGAAGACUCGUCAGUGAUCGAAUCAUUCUUGUUCUGAUGUUGAUCCUCACCGUCGUUUUGCUUCUCUUCACCGGCGCGAUCCUUAACAUCAUCAUCGCGGUUUCAGUCGGUGUUGUGGUGGUUUUGGUUCAUGCUGCUUUCAGAAAUACGCAUGAUCUGUUUCUUGAUCAAGAAGAAGGACGUUUGUUUUCUUCUCCUGGUGCUCCGGUUUCGUGAUUCGAUUCAUUUUCUUGGUGAUGUGCGUUGAUUUUGUUGUUUUUGUGAAAUUUGUUGAUGAUUUUAGGUUUACGAUUUUCUUUCUUUUUUGGGGUUUGGGGUUUGUGAAAUUGUGAAGAAGAAUAAGUGCUAGAUCGUUGAAUUGUGUAUUGGUGAACUUUUUUGUUGUUUGUUAACCACGUAAAAAAAAUCAGAAAUGUUUAUUUUCCUCUAA